Messenger RNA from Cajanus cajan (pigeon pea), 986 nucleotides. RefSeq names its product thaumatin-like protein 1. NCBI's taxonomy places the organism in Eukaryota, Viridiplantae, Streptophyta, Magnoliopsida, Fabales, Fabaceae. The record is from RefSeq and is a predicted model, not a curated record.
AUGGAUGUAGGGGCAUACACAUCAACAUUCACAAUCACAAACAAUUGUGCAUUCACCAUAUGGCCAGCCACUCUCACAGGGGGUGGCACCUCACAGUUACCUUCAACUGGCUUUGAGCUAACCCCAAAAGCCUCAUUCAAUCUUGAUGUGCCACCUCUAUGGUCUGGCAGAUUCUGGGCAAGGACUCAUUGCUCAACAGACUCACAUGGCAGAUUCACUUGUGCCACUGGUGACUGUGGAUCUCACCAAGUGCCAUGCAAUGGUGCAGGUGGCACCCCUCCAGUUUCUUUGGUGGAACUCAGUUUGGCUCCAAAUAAGGAAGGACUAGACUUCUAUGAUGUUAGCCUUGUUGAUGGCUUCAACCUGGCAGUGUCUGUGGCCCCAGAAGGGUGCAACACAACUAGCUGCCCUGCUGAUGUGAACAGAAUUUGUCCUCCAAAUUUUGCUGUCAAGGGGUCUGAUGGAAGUGUCAUUGCUUGCAAGAGUGCAUGUUUGGCAUUGGAGCAACCUGAGUAUUGUUGCACUGGACCCUUUGCUUCAGCUGAUAAGUGCUCACCAACCCCUUAUUCUAUUGUUUUCAAGAAUCAGUGCCCUCAGGCCUAUAGCUAUGCUUAUGAUGAUAGGUCUAGCACUUUCACUUGCUCUGGGGGAGCAAACUAUCACAUCACGUUUUGCCCCUGAAUCAAAAUGGUGGGGGGGAAAACAUCCAUAUUGUAAUAACUGAACAAGCAAAUUCAUUGUGUUGUGUGAUUGGAAUUCAUAUAUUUGUUUUAUCUGCAGGGAAAUGUUAUAAUUCUUUUAUGCUUUGUUUGGAUUUGAGGAUGGAAAAUGGGGAGUGGAAAAGGAGGGAUUUGAAGGGAAAGUGAGUGGAAAGUGAGGUUGUUUAGAUUAAGGAAAAGUGAAUGGAAAGUGUAGAGAAAGUUUGUGAAAGUUUGUGAGUGAAUUGAUUGAUGUGAUAGAUAAAAAUAAAAUUUUUAAUUGAUAAU